Messenger RNA from Onychostoma macrolepis, 3164 nucleotides. Its product is annotated as hemicentin-1. The record is from RefSeq and is a predicted model, not a curated record. NCBI's taxonomy places the organism in Eukaryota, Metazoa, Chordata, Actinopteri, Cypriniformes, Cyprinidae. Gene Ontology annotation, biological process: cell-cell adhesion. Gene Ontology annotation, cellular component: membrane. The transcript has 14 exons. Gene Ontology annotation, molecular function: integrin binding. The coding region runs from base 120 to 2867 and encodes 915 amino acids.
AUCAUGUGCUCAAAGCACAACUAUUCAGUCACAGACCGUACAGUCAUAGAUUCUGUCAGAGAGUUGGGCAUUAUUUCCAACGUUUUCUGUUCAACUGCUUUACCUUGAGCACACUGAAUAUGAUUAAACUUUUCUUUGGAUUUGUCUUUGGAUAUCUCUCCGCAGUUUCACAGCUUGUGAGUCUCACAGGUACACAAGCUGAAUGUCCUGUUCAGAUCAACCCACGGAGAGUUGUUGUGAGGUACGGCGGUUCUGUUGCAGUUAGCUGUAGCACUUCAGUCCCGCAUCAAGGGAUAGGAUGGGAAGCCAGUGAGGGAGCAGUGCCCAUGACCAAAGACAAGAAUCUGAUCACAUGGAGAGUGUCAGAACUGAAAGAAUGGGUCAUAAAGCCAAUCUGCUUCAUAAACUAUAAAACAGGCGAGCCGUGUGAAGUAAAGCUCCCAGUCACUGUUUACAAGACUCCAGACAGUGUGUCCAUCAGCACUGUGGAUCACAGCGGACCAAUGAUGGAGGGAGAGCAGUAUAAGCUCCAGUGUGACGUACACAAUGUGGCUCCUGUUCAGUAUCUCACUGUCAAAUGGUACAAAGGAGAGACUCUGCUGAAUCAAACCACCUUCACUGACAGCAUCGAGACUCCAGUGAAUGAAACCGUCACACUCCAGAUCCGUCCAGACAGAGAUGAUGAUGGAGCUCAAUACCGGUGUGAAGCAGAGCUGGAUCUGGGAGCAGAAGGACCUCAACCUCAUCCUAAAAGUUUAUCAAAACCUCUUAAUGUUGAAGUACACUAUAAACCACGACACUCCAAUUCAACAGAGACCAUCAUUAAAAAGGAUGAGGUUAUUCUAGAUUGCACAGUGAAGGCAAACCCGGCUCCUAGGUACACAUGGCGCUCAGAUCAUCUGGAAGAGGAGAUCAGCUCCUCAGUGCUCAAGUCCUCCACACUCAGUCCAGGAAACUACACGUGCAUCGCCACAAACACUCGGGGAAGCAACAGCAAAGUGUUCAUCGUCAAAUCUACAGGUGGGUUGAAAACUAAUAGCAGAGUUAGGAUCCUUGCUGUCUGUGGGAGGGUCAGAGAGCUCUCGAAAUGCAUCAAACAUAUCUUAAGUUGUGUUCUGAAGAUGAACGAAGGUCUCACAGGUUUGGAACGACAUGAGGGUACACAAGCUGGAUGUCCUGUUCAGAUCAAUCCACGGAGAGCUGUUGUGAGGUACGGCGGUUCUGUUGCAGCUAACUGUAGCACUUCAGUCCCGCAUCAAGGGAUAGGAUGGGAAGCCAGUGAGGGAGCAGUGCCCAUGACCAAAGACAAGAAUCUGAUCACAUGGAGAGUGUCAGAACUGAAAGAAUGGGUCAUAAAGCCAAUCUGCUUCAUAAACUAUAAAACAGGCGAGCCGUGUGAAGUACAGCUCCCAGUCACUGUUUACAAGACUCCAGACAGUGUGUCCAUCAGCACUGUGGAUCACAGCGGACCAAUGAUGGAGGGAGAGCAGUAUAAGCUCCAGUGUGACAUUUACAAUGUGGCUCCUGUUCAGGAUCUCACUGUCAAAUGGUACAAAGGACAGACUCUGCUGAAUCAACCCACCUUCACUGACACUAGCAAGACUCCAGUGAAUGAAACCGUCACACUCCAGAUCCGUCCAGACAGAGAUGAUGAUGGAGCUCAAUACCGGUGUGAAGCAGAGCUGGAUCUGGGAGCAGAAGGACCUCAACCUCAUCCUAAAAGUUUAUCAAAACCUCUUAAUGUUGAAGUACACUAUAAACCACGACACUCCAAUUCAACAGAGACCAUCAUUAAAAAGGAUGAGGUUAUUCUAGAUUGCACAGUGAAGGCAAACCCGGCUCCUAGGUACACAUGGCGCUCAGAUCAUCUGGAAGAGGAGAUCAGCUCCUCAGUGCUCAAGUCCUCCACACUCAGUCCAGGAAACUACACGUGCAUUGCCACAAACACUCGGGGAAGCAACAGCAAAGUGUUCAUCGUCAAAUCUACAGGAUUCACACCUCCUACAGUGUCAGCUGACAGUUGCUCGCUAGAGAUAUCUCCCUCCAGAGUAGUGGUGAAAUUUGGGGAUCCGGUGUCGGUCAGCUGUGUGGCCUCUCGUCCAGUACGCGUGCUGGGAUGGGAAUCGGUCAUUGCCGCAUCGCACACUCAGAACGACCUCAGCGUUCAGUGGCGGGUGGACAGUUUGACUGACUGGAUUGAGGAACCAAUCUGCUAUGGUGUUUUUUUCACUGCACCCAGACAGUGUGAGGAAAAACUCAACCUGGUUCUAUACAAGAAACCAGACAGUGUGUCCAUAAGUUUAGUGAAUCACAGCAGUCCAGUGGUGGAAGGAAGAGAGUACCAGCUACAGUGUGAGGUGCAGAACGUCGCACCUGUCCAGUACCUUGUUUUACGAUGGUACAGAGGAAAAACUGAGGUUUACAACCACUCGUUCUCAGAGUUAUCCCCUGCAACACCGGUCCAGGUGUCCUCCACCUUGCUGAUUGUCCCAAACAGAGCUGAUAAUGGAGCUCAAUACAGGUGUGAAGCACAGCUGGAACUGGGAGCAGAAGGACCUCAACCUCCUCCAACAGUUCAGUCUGAAGUUCUCAACAUUGCUGUUCAAUACCCGCCGGACUUCCGCAGUCCAGAGGAAGAGAUGCUGGACAUCAGUGAAGAUAGUGAAACGGUGCUGGAUUGUACUGCGGAGGGUAACCCACCUCCUGUGUAUGUCUGGACCUCCUCAAACCUUCAGGACAAGGCUGAUAAUCAGCCUGUUUUGAGAGCUGCACCUUUGAGCCCAGGAGUAUAUACAUGCACUGCGUCCAAUAUCCUGGGGAAAAAGAGCAAACAGUUUAUCAUCAAGCACAAAUCCAAAGGUGUUUAAGUCCAGAGACCUUGAGAACGAACCGAAGACAUAUAGUUCUAGAUGGUACGCUCAGGACUUUCUGGACAUGGGAGAUCAAAAUCUAGCUUGGCUCUUUGUUACAUUUUAGAUGUAUUUUUAGGGGACUCUCUUUUCAGGGUGAUUAUGAUUUGUUAAAUAUGAGAGUCAAACCUAUGUGUAAAAUCUUAGUAAGCUUUAUUAAUAUUGUGUGCAAGAUAAUUUUAACAGAGCAUUUGUAUGUCCCAUGACACACUGUGAUGGCUCUGAUAUUUUAAUGUUUUUGUAGAUAUUUACUCA